Clarias gariepinus (North African catfish) is the source of this 1939-nucleotide messenger RNA. It is a transcript of the gene ifi35, whose product is annotated as interferon-induced protein 35. Bases 104 to 1222 code for a protein of 372 amino acids. Lineage: Eukaryota; Metazoa; Chordata; Actinopteri; Siluriformes; Clariidae. The record is from RefSeq and is a predicted model, not a curated record. Gene Ontology annotation, cellular component: nucleus. Gene Ontology annotation, molecular function: RNA binding. The transcript has 10 exons.
CGCCCUCCCCCUCACCCCCACCGCCACGCGCGCUGAAGAAACGAAAGUGAAAGCGGUUUGACUGCGGAGUUACAGCGCGAGACUGCAGAGUCAUUUGUCCAGGAUGUCUUUAGAAGCAGAGGAUUUCUCUCUGAUCGCUGAUGACGACCCUGCAGCGAAACUUAAAACACUUCAUAAAGAAAUCGAAAAGCUGAAGGCAGAACACAGUGCCCUGAAGCAGGACCAUCAGAUGUAUAUUGACACCAGAACCAAUAACAUCAAGUAUACUCAGGAGUUCCUGCAGCGAGCUGAUGGUGCGAGAAAGCGUCUGGAGGAGGAGAAGAUGCGCCAGGACCAACAAAUAAGGAAGGAGCAGGAAAAACUAUAUGAGCUAAAAAAGGAGAAGGACAAACUCAGCAUAAAGAUUCAGAAAAUCCAGCAGGAUUUGGAAAAAAUGGAUGAAACCCACCAGAGCCUGAAACAGCAGACUGAGGUGUCCACCGCAGUGCCGGAGAAGAAGGUAGUGUUUAACGGCGAGACGACUGAAGGAGGCGAUGCUCUGAGCUUUGACGUGAAACCGCACAUUGCGUACCCUAUGGAGGGAGGCAUGGCAUUCAUUACCUUUGAGGAAGAAGAAGUUACUGAAAAGAUCUUGGCUCUGAAGGAGCACGAGGUGAAGCUCGGGGAAUGCAGCAUCACCGUGCAGGCCGAGCCGGUGAAGUUCCUCGUUCCGGACAGUGUCGAGAUGGACACUCAGGUUUGUCCUCGCCGCAUCCUUGUCUCUAACAUCCCCAAGAAAGAGAGCGUGGAUCGCAUCCUGGACAAGCUGGAGAUUCAUUUCUCCAAGACAAGAAAUGGAGGAGGCGAGGUGGAGGAGGUAGUCAUGCUGGAAGAUUCUGGCAACGUGGUCAUCACCUUCUACGACAACAGAAUUGCCAAAGGUCUUACAGAUAAACAGAUUCAUGAGGUUGACCUGGACCGAGGAAAGAGAUGCAAGGUGAAGGUCACGCCCUUUCUCAACGGCGAGAUCACACUGCUAAGGACGUGUAAAACGACCUGCUCUAAGACCGUGCUGCUGACAGGAAUCCCCGCCGUCAUGGAGAAGGACAACCUGCAGGACCUGCUGGAGAUCCACUUCCAGAAAUCUGCCAACAGCGGAGGAGAAGUGGACGCCAUCGUCUACAACCCAAUGGGCGAGAGGACCAUCGCUGUGUUCGAAGAGGACGUUUCCAAACCUGAGUAGGAGUGGUAAAGUGGACUGAGCUGCCAAAUUUAAUGCUGAUUAUCGUAAAGGACUUUCCUCGAGGUCUUGCAUCUAUAACUCGUGCCAUUUAUGAUACUUACCUGGUUUAUGAUUAGAGCUAUGAUAGUAAUAUUUAAUGAUGUUAAAUUACAGUAUAUUUUUCUAUAGCCGUAUCUAUAGCCGACAGCAUCUUGAUCAGACCUUGUUAACGCUGCACUCAGGAUGAUAUCAUCUGAAGCACGCUGGAUGAGUUAACCGUAUUAGCUUCAUAAAGAAAUGAUCCUGGGUUGGAGUAAAUUUAAAUUGUAAAUAAUUUACUUAAAAGUUUAGUGUUUACAGGCUGUGUUUAUUGCUUAAGGUUUAAAGUAACAGGAUUGAAUAAUGUUUGAAGUACGUAUGACUCGUAUAGCAUCCAUGCUAGUAGAACGAAGACAUUAAGGACAUCUAAAUAAUGGCGCAAUGGAUUAUUCAUUUAUUGUCAAUCUAUGCAUUGGAUAAGUGCUUUGAAAACCUCAUCAGUCAAUACGUCCCUGAUAAUGAAGGGGAAAGGGAGGACUUCAUGAGAGGUAUCUUCUGCUUGUUGUGAUUUUCAGAAAAUUCAGCUCAAGAUAAUGUGACUUCAUUUUGGGGGAUGAAUAUAGUCGGGUAAGAAGAAUGUUGAAAGAAAUGAAAAUGUAUAUCUAUAUGAAUAAAGUUGUAUCCGUACAUUGGUCAGAA